Messenger RNA from Gekko japonicus, 3045 nucleotides. It is a transcript of the gene EML3, whose product is annotated as echinoderm microtubule associated protein like 3. The coding region runs from base 320 to 2821 and encodes 833 amino acids. Gene Ontology annotation, cellular component: mitotic spindle. Gene Ontology annotation, biological process: microtubule cytoskeleton organization. The record is from RefSeq and is a predicted model, not a curated record. The transcript is spliced from 22 exons. Gene Ontology annotation, molecular function: microtubule binding. Lineage: Eukaryota; Metazoa; Chordata; Lepidosauria; Squamata; Gekkonidae.
CAGUGUCCUGGACCAUCCAGACUGGCUCACCCGCCUUGAUUCCCGGCUGCGGAACCAGGAAGAGGAGCUGACCCUGGUAAAGUCGGCCUUGGCGGACGCACUGCGGAGACUCAGCUUCUAUGACCAGCAGAUCCCUCUGCUCAGGAGACAGGUGCUUGAAGCAAACACCCUCACUUCAGGAACCAGAGAUGACCCUACAGUCCUGCCACAAGACUAUGGUGCCUUCUGGAUCCUACCUCCUGCCCUCUCCAAUGAUUCCAGUUCACCUGCCACCCAGCAGACAGGAGGCCGUACAGAGCUGCUGCCUGGAGCCAAAAGGAUGCAGGGGCUGAGGGUCACCGUUGGGACCCAGACGGAGGAGUCGGCUGUGCUGGUGCUGAGACAAGGACAAAGCCUGAUCAACGGGCAUGAUAGGGGAGAGCCGGUCCAACUCCCCACUGACAUGGGGGAAAGAGACUGCAUUGGUGGCCUGGCUAGCGGCGGUCAUCCCAACCCGAUUAAAAACUCCUUUGGAAUACAAGGUGCUGGUGUGGACCUGGGCUUUGCCUUGGAAGGGCAGAGUCUUCGGAAGGAACUCCAGACCCAAGGAGACAGUUGCUUCAUCCCCGAUGCUUGCUUCGAUGAAGUUGAAGACGUCGGAGGGUCUCCCUCUGAAGACAGCAUUGACAAAGUGCCAAGCGUGGGGCAGUCCCAACCCUCGGCGCAGCCACUGGGGCAGGAGAUGACAACAUUCCCCGGGUCUCCGUCGGAAGGGAGCAGCACCCCCGCCUCCCCGGUGCCAGCUGUUCAGAGCUUGAUGGCCAACAAGAAAGAACUGCUGCGAAGAAACAGCUCUUCUGACAAGCCCACCAAGACCAAGCAGCGCCUCACCAAAAAGGCCGCGUCCUCGGCAAACCUCUUCCGAAUCAAGGAUCCCAGUCUGAGUCCAGGGCCACUGAGCGCCCGAAGGACAAACUAUAACCAAGAAAGACAUUCCGUCAAGAUGUUCCUGCGUGGCCGGCCUAUCACCAUGUACAUCCCUUCCACUUUCUUGAACUAUGAUGACCUGCGCAUGGAACAGCCAUCCGAGAAGCUGCAGCUGGACUGGGUCUACGGUUACCGAGGCCGUGAUUGCCGUUCCAACCUCUAUGUGCUGGCCUCAGGAGAGCUGGUCUACUUCAUCGCCUGCGUGGUUGUCCUGUACCACGUGCAGAAUCGCACACAGCGACAUUAUCUAAACCACACAGACUGCGUACGCUGCCUAGCUGUGCAUCCGGACAAAGUUCGUGUUGCUUCGGGGCAGAUGGCUGGUGUGGACAAGGAUGGCAAGCCUCUGCAACCCUUUGUUCAUAUCUGGGACUCAUCCACCCUUCUCCCACUGCAGAAGAUUGGGUUGGGAAGCUUUGAGAGGGGGGUUGGUUCGCUUGCCUUCUCCACUGCGGACGAAGGAAUGUACCUGUGCGUGGUGGACGAGUCCAACGAACACAUGCUGUCCAUUUGGGACUGUUCCCGUGCUAACAAGCUAGCUGAAAUCAAGAGCACCAACGAAUCUGUCCUGACGGUGGAGUUCAACCCGCAAGACAGCAGCAACAUCAUCACCACCGGGAAAUCCCACGUCUAUUUCUGGACCUGGAGUGGAGGCAGCUUGACGAAGAAACAGGGCAUCUUUGGGAAAUACAAGAAGCCCAAGUUCAUCCAGUGCUUCGUGUUCGACACCAACAGUGAUGUCCUCACCGGCGACUCUGAGGGCAACAUCCUGACAUGGGCCAGGGUGGCAGCUGAUAUCCGAACACUGGGCAAGGGAGCGAAAGAGACGUACCAAAUCAGCAAGCAAACGCGGGCCCACGAGGGCAGCAUCUUCUCCCUCUGCCUGUGCCGUGAUGGCACCGUGCUCAGUGGCGGAGGCAAGGACCGGCGUGUUGUCCAGUGGAGUCCCAGCCUCGCCCUGCUCCAAGAAGUGGAGAUCCCUGAACAAUUUGGUGCUGUGCGUACCAUCGCUGAGGGCGACGGCGGGGAGCUGCUAGUAGGAACCACGCGCAACGCCCUGCUGCGAGGGAGCUUUACGGAUGGCUUCCGACCCAUUAUCCAGGGGCACACAGAUGAACUGUGGGGGCUGGGUACUCACCCUUCGCGAGACCUUUUUGUCACCUGCGGCCACGACAAGCAGCUCUGCAUGUGGGAUGGUGGGGAGCACACGCUCGCUUGGAGUGUCACGUUAGAGGAAACGGGGCUCUGUGCCGACUUCCAUCCCAGCGGGAAAGUGGUCACUGUGGGGCUGAACAGUGGACGCCUGCAAGGCGGACUGGAAAGAGAUGAGGCCAGAACAGGACACUCCAGUUUCAUCACACAUCUGGACUGGUCCAAGGAUGGAAAAUUCAUUAUGUCCAAUUCUGGGGACUACGAAAUCCUGUAUUGGGACGUGGCCGGGGGUUGCAAACUGCUGAGGAAUCGCUUUGAGAAUAAGGACCGUGAGUGGGCCUCCUACACCUGCGUGCUUGGCUUCCAUGUUUUUGGUGUGUGGCCUGUCGGCUCAGAUGGCACCGACAUCAACUCACUUUGCCGAUCCCACAACGAGCGGGUAGUGGCCGUAGCAGAUGAUUUUUGCAAAGUCCAUCUCUUCCAGUAUCCCUGUGCUAAGCCCAAGGCACCAAGCCAUGAAUACGGGGGGCACGGGAGCCACGUCACCAACGUGCGCUUCACACACAAUGAUGGCUACCUCAUCUCCAUGGGUGGCAAGGACACCAGCAUCUUCCAGUGGCGAGUGCUGGGCGGGAGCCUUCCUCGCAGCCGUUCCCUCUCUUCCGCCUCCGUCUCCUCCCAGGAUGCUGGGGCCAGCACCUGACGCCGAAGGGCGGGGGACAAGUACAGUGACUUCAGUCUUGGCGUGAAGGGAUGACGGGGGAAGUGGCCUCCCAUCCCAUGAUUGAUUCCUUGGGAUUCAGGUUCUCAAACAGAGCCAUGGGAGGUUGGGAGUCUCUUUCCCCUCCCAACACGAUGUACUCGGGCUAACAAAUGAGAUUUGCUUUAUUAACAUAGGGGUGAAGUGGGGGGGAGUUGCCAGAGGGA